Molecule: messenger RNA, 1241 nt
Organism: Carassius carassius (crucian carp)
Lineage: Eukaryota; Metazoa; Chordata; Actinopteri; Cypriniformes; Cyprinidae
Product: protein phosphatase 1 regulatory subunit 3B-like
Exons: 3
Coding region: 230-1234 (334 amino acids)
Biological process (GO): regulation of glycogen biosynthetic process
Cellular component (GO): protein phosphatase type 1 complex
Molecular function (GO): glycogen binding; protein phosphatase 1 binding
Source: RefSeq, a predicted model, not a curated record
GCACUGCGCCAGAACACACGCUUGAGUUUGAGUGAGGCAACAAGUGAAGGGUUGAUGGAUGGCAAACGAUGAUUACUUCUCAUAAUUACUCCUGUCGUGCAUUUCUGUGUCAUUGAUUCCACUUCUGCAUUUAAAGUUUAAGGAAAAUCAAUUUCAGCUCAUCUUUCAUUGUCAGAGACAUUUCACCGUCUGCAGCCAUCUUCAUCUGACGUUCAUCCGUUAACCAAAAAUGAGCAACACAAAAAGCUUUGGAUACAGCAUCUACACUUUCCCUGAUCGUGUGAUGCCGGUGGAUCUGGCCCUGCAUGCACAGAUUAGCCCACCGGUGUCUCAGCUCCUUGGCAUGUCUGCUCUCAGGGCUUCUCCACCCAGCGUGUCCUCACCAGAGCUUCAACGAGGCAGCCUUUUACCCCCUUCCCCUACAUCUUCACUAUCUUCAUCCAGCUCUGCCAGCUCUGCCAGCUCCCUGUCCUCAUACUCUGCUGGCAGUGGCACAUCACGCAAGAAGAAGCGAGUCGUGUUCGCUGAUGAUAAAGGUCUCGCUCUCACAUCCGUGCGCAUCUUCAACACUGACCCUACGGAGACGGAAACGGAAGAUGCCCCCCAACCUGAGGAGCAUGUGAAGCCUAGAACGCCCAUGCAGAGCGUGAGACUGCAACUUAAGCUUGGUUUUCCACAGCCUGUUGCAGACCGUGCAAGCUUGAAGGAAACCUUAGUGCAGUUGGAGAGCUGUAGCCUGAGCGAAAGGGAGUUGAGCGGGACAGUACGGGUCUGCAACAUUAAAUUCGACAAGAAUGUGUUCAUUCGCAUAACUUUUGACUCAUGGCGAAGUCAUAAAGACAUUGCAUGCACUUAUGUAAGGCAACCAAAUGCAGGUUUGGAGACUGACUUGUAUUCUUUUAAUGUGUCGCUACCGUCCGAUCUGGACCCGAAGGAGCGUCUGGAGUUUCUAGUGGUGUUCCAGCCCGGCAAUAGCAAGCUGCAGCUCGUGGACAACAACAAAGGUAAAAACUACCACAUUGUUAUGGAAAACAGGGUGCCGGAACCUCGGCUGGUUACGAAAAGCAGACGAAACUUCGUUAUACCAAGUCCUCAGCGUUAUUCUGCAUGGCCUGGGGUCAGAGGUCAGGAACUACAUAGGAUGAGACACCUGGCUUGCAAAGGCCUGCCCUACACAGACCAUCUGUUAAACAGGACCUGGGGAAGAAUGGCGAAUGUUUCUCCGUUAUGUUAAAAUGGGA